AUGCCUGAGACUCGCCGCCUGGUUGAGGCCGUCAACGCGCUAUCACGGAGCCUACGCGAACAUGGGAUUGUUCAUGCUUUCUACGGAGGCGCUAUGGUCUCGUUACUUGCCAAUGCCAGCCAGGCAGAUGAGGUUUACUGUAUCGUCCAGGGAGGAAACACCCAUCCCUUUCGCCGAGUGCGACAAGCACUUGAAAACAAUAAUGAGGACAUUAUGAUGACGCCUUCCCCGUGGAGCAACCGCCUUCACGCCAAGUAUCACCGGUCCAUCCCACCUAUCGAGAUCGAGAUACUCGUCGCCGGAGAAACAGGCCCGCGACGCAUCGACGCCAUGAAUGUCACUUAUCUACAUGGCGUGCCCUGGCUAUCCAUUACCGAGUUCGUGCGAGCUAAAUUGAAGGCCUGGACGGUGCGUGGCUCUGAACGCGAUGCGCGAGAUAUUGUCUUCGUGCUCAACAGAUACUGGAAUACGCUGGACAUCAAUCGCAUCCCCGAAAAUGACAUGGAGCGCUUCGUCGAGGUCGUCACCGUCGCCGAACCUGCUUGGACCGCUCUCAAAAGGAGGUAUAGUAUGUAA
Molecule: messenger RNA, 576 nt
Organism: Peniophora sp. CBMAI 1063
Lineage: Eukaryota; Fungi; Basidiomycota; Agaricomycetes; Russulales; Peniophoraceae
Source: the annotation of a GenBank genome assembly